This is a messenger RNA of Lottia gigantea (owl limpet), 1260 nucleotides long. RefSeq lists its product as hypothetical. The record is from RefSeq and is a predicted model, not a curated record. Bases 1 to 1260 code for a protein of 419 amino acids. Gene Ontology annotation, biological process: riboflavin transport. Lineage: Eukaryota; Metazoa; Mollusca; Gastropoda; Lottiidae. The transcript is spliced from 3 exons. Gene Ontology annotation, cellular component: plasma membrane. Gene Ontology annotation, molecular function: riboflavin transmembrane transporter activity.
AUGAAUAUCAACUAUUUUGUGUUUACUUUGGUGGUUAUAUUUGCUAUAUCAUCAUGGAUAGACAUCAAUGGUUUAUGGGUAGAGUUACCCAUCCUUGUACAGAAUUUACCAGAAAAAUGGAAUCUGCCAUCUUACAUGUCUAUCAUUAUCCAAAUAGCUAAUAUUGGACCUUUGAUAUUUACUAUAUCAAAUUAUAUUUGGCCACAAAAAGUGAGAGAAAUUCCAGUUAUAUAUGUGAUAAUAUUGGUUGGAGCCAUUGCCUGUCUUCUGCUGGCUUUUUUCUGGGACACAGUGAUUGAUAUUGGUGGUGCAGCACACAGUGUGGCUUUGUUGAUUUUACAGUUCUUUUUGGCACUGGUGGACUGUACCACAUCUGUGGCCUUCUAUACCUAUAUGGCAUUACUAAAACCUCAAUAUAUGACAGCAUUAUUUAUAGGAGAAUCUUUAAGUGGACUGUUACCAAGUUUAGUGGCCUUGGGACAAGGUGCUGGACAAAUUUACUGUGUCAACCAAACAACUUGGACCAAUGUAACUUUAAAUUCAGGUGUUAAUGAAACAUUCGAUACCAUUAUCCAAUAUACAUCAAUUCAAAAAUAUCAUCAACCUAAAUUUUCUAUAGAAAUCUUCUUUUUCUUUCUCUUUGGAAUGCUGUUACUGAGUUGUCUGGCCUUUACCUUACUCAAUUUUUUACCUUAUUGUAAAAAAGAGUUUCUCUCUGAAACCGACAAAAAAUCACCAUCAUCAAUAAAACUGUGUACGAUGAAAUAUUUCGUUUUAGCUCUUUUAACUAUAUGGAUCAAUGCAUUAACUAAUGGUGUCCUUCCUUCUGUGCAAUCAUAUUCCUGUUUACCAUAUGGAAAUACAUCAUAUCAUUUGGCUGUGAAACUAAGCAGUAUGGCUGCCCCGAUAGCUUGUUUUGGUUUAUUUUUUGUGCAAAUAAAAAGUAUGGUUAAAUUAUUGAUAUUAACAAUGGUAGGAACAGGAUUUGCUGGCUAUGCCAUGGCAAUGGCAGUGAUGAGUCCAUCACCUUUAUUAAUUAAUGAACCAGCUGGCUCACCAAUAAUCAUUUGUGUUUGGAUUCUUCAGGCAUUUGUAUUGACCUUUACCAAGGUAUCUGUGGCAACACUCUAUAGAAAUGAUGGUCGAAAAGCAUUGUUAUGGUGUGGUGUUUUUACACAACUGGGAUCUGCUAUUGGUGCUUUUGUUAUGUUUAUUCUCAUUAACCAAUUGCACUAUUUUAAAGCUGCCAAUCCAUGUUGA